AUGGCUGACUACAUGACCACCAUCUCAUGCACAACGGGCCAUCGACCACUCAACACAAUGGAGCGCAACCUGCUGGUCUUGGCCUUCAAAUCCCUGGUCCGGCCACGCAGGGCCUCAUGGCGCAAGAUUAAAGACAUAGAAAGGGUCGAGGACGAACCCCACUGCUUGGCUACCAUUACGGAUUACCUCUCACGAAUCGAGUCCGAGAUCGUUUCCAUCUGUGAGCGUGUCCAGCAACUUCUGGACUCCUACCUCAUCACAUAUGAGGACUCUGCCGAAGCCAGGGGCUACUACCGGCAGAUGAAGGCCGACUACUUUCGGCACCUAGCUGAGUUCAAGACUGACGAACAAAAGAAAAUUGAGGCCGACAAAGCCCAAUUGAACCAUGAAGAGGCCAUGAGAAUCGCUAAGGCGGAACUGAGACGUGCAAACCCCACCAGGCUAGUGACUGCGCUCAAUUUUACGGUUGAAGGGGAUCACGAUAUCGAAGAGGCCGAAAGGAGGGAAAGUCAGGGAAAUGCAUUUCCACUAUUGUUUCCUCUGAAGUAUGUCGCAGCCAUCUUCAAGAUGAAAGUGACGAAAUGGUACCUUGAUCUCACCCUCCGGGUUGAGUUGACCUGGUGGCUUGGUUCUGGGUUCGAGAUGGACCAGGGACCUGAGAUCGCUCUCUCAGGAACUAGAAAAUUGGGACAGAGGUUGGUUUGGAUUUCACCCAACUCCUCUGAGGCAGAGGAUAGAGAUUUUCGUGAGGAGAAGGAGAAGAAAAUGAACAACAAAAGUAGUGAAGGCUAUGGUGGUGAAGUUGUCGGGAAAUCAGCUGUAAUUGAGGCUACUGGCGGUGCAGUGGCCGUGGCUUGGUUUUUCCAGCAUAAGAAGUAG
Molecule: messenger RNA, 879 nt
Organism: Amborella trichopoda
Lineage: Eukaryota; Viridiplantae; Streptophyta; Magnoliopsida; Amborellales; Amborellaceae
Source: RefSeq, a predicted model, not a curated record